AUGGUUGAGAGCGGAUGUAGCUUACUAAUUCGUAAUUUAAAUUACGAUACUAGUCCAGAUAAAGUAAGAAAAAUAUUUGAAAAUGUUGGAAGAGUUAAAGACGUCUAUUUACCUUUAGAUCACUACACAAGGAAGCCACGUGGUUUUGGAUUUGUAGAAUAUUUUGAAUCUAAAUAUGCAAGAGAAGCUAUAAAUAUUUUAAAUCACUCAAGAAUUGAUGGUAAUGAAAUUAGAAUAAUUAUUGCUCAGAAUAGAAGGAAAUCACCUGAUACUAUGAAGUUUUAUCAUAAUGAAUAUCUUUAUAAUUAUAGACAUAAAGAUAAUAGGAAAUAUAAUAAUAAUAGAAACUACAAAAGGAAAUACAAUAAAUAUUAUAGAACCCAUGAAAGAGAUAGAAGUAGAUAUAAAAGAAGAAGUACCAGUUCAUCUUUAGAGAAAUAUAAAAAAAGAAAAAAAAAUUAUACUAAAUAUUCAACAAGUACAGAUAGCCAUAGUCUCACACCUUUGUCUUCUUAUUCUUCUACUACAUCAUCUAUAUAUAAAGGAAGUGAUGAUAAUGAAUAUUAUAAUACAAGAAGAAAAAGAAGAAGAAGAAGAAGAAAAACACCAAAAAAAGAAGAAAAAACAACAAAAAAAGAAAAAAGACAAAAUAAAGAAAGAAGACUAAACAGAGAAAGGUCUAUUAGUGAUACUAGCAGUUAUAGUAGUCUUAGAGAAGAAAAAAAAGAAGAAGAUGAAAAUAAACAACUGGAUUAUAAUAAACAUAAAGAUCAGAAUAAUGAAAAAGAUGAUAUUAUUCAUACAGAGAAUAUUUCCAACAAAGAUGUGAAAAAUAAAAAAGAUGAUGAUCAUAAAAAAAAAAGACAAAAAAGUUAUAAUUCUUCUGAUAUUCAUUCAGAUAGUAGCAGUUCACAGAUAGGUUCUAAAAAAUAUAUUGAUAGUAAAUUAGAUAGCACAGAAAAUAAAACUAAAAGAAACAAAAUUUAUAAAAAAGAAAAAAAUAAAAAUAAAAAUAACACUAGUAGUAAUAAUAAUAGUAAUAGUAACAAUAGUAAUAGUAAUAAUAGUAGUUAUAAUAAUUACAAUGAAUACACAAAUGAAUCAAACAGAAAAUCAUUAAGUCAUGAAACGGGUUCAAUAGAAAAUGAAUCUAUUUGUGAAAAAGAAAAAAAAAAAAAAUAUAUCCACUCACAUGUUAUCACAACAAAGGAAUCACAAAGUAUAGAUAAUCAAAAAGAAGACGUAGAAAAAAAAUAUACAGAUAUAUAUAAAGAUUUAGAAAAUACAAAUGAAUACAAUAUUAAUUCAAACAUGUCUAAUAAUUUAAAAAAAAAUAUAUAUAACAAGAACAAUUUUGAAGAUCAAUCAUGUAAGGUAAAUUAUGAUGAUAUAUCAGAUGAAAAAGAUAAAACAAUUGAAAAUAAUAAUAAACAUAAUAUAAAUUAUAAUAAUAAAUUAAAAGAAGAUAAAGAUAUAAAGGAAAACAAAAAUGCAUAUAUUGAAAAUUCUGUUCAUUUGUAUGAUAAGGAUGAAUUAUCUAAUCAGUCUCAAGAAAAUGAAGAAAAUGUUUUUUUUGUAAAAACACAAUGUAUAAAAAAUAAGAAAACGAAUUGUGAUAAAAAAAAUGAUUAUAUUGAUAAUGUUAUUGUCGAAAAAAAUAGUAAAAAAGAAAAUUAUAAUUCUCCUUCUGUCGCAUCUUCAUACACUUCAAAAUCUAUAUCAUUAUCCAAGUCAUCAUCUGAUUCAAUUUGUAAUCAUAAUAAUCAGAAAAAAAAAAAUCAUAGAGAUAUACCUUCUUAUCAUAUGAAAAAACCAAAAAAGAGGAUCAAUGAAAAUUCAACAAGAAGUAAAUCACACUCUGCAAAUACAUAUAGCAGUGAUGAUACUCAAAGGAGGAAAAAAAAUAUAAGUGUUGACAGUUCUAGAAGUAAUUCCAAGGAAAAUAAAGAAAAGAACAAAAAAUUUAAAAAUAAAUAUAAAAAUAAAGAUAAAAAUAAAAAAAAUAUUAUUUCUUCUUCUUAUAGAAGAAGUAUAAGUAGUAAUAUGAAAGACUCGAAAUCAUUUAAAAGCUACAUACAUGAUAUAAAUGAUGAUGAAGAUUAUAGAGAAUUUAAAAAGAAAUCAGAUAGAGACAAAACAAAAGAAAAAGAUAUAAAAGAUAAAAGAGAUGACAAAGAAAAAAAUCGUUCCUAUGAUAAUCCAAAUGGUAGUCCUUAUUAUAGUCCUAGAGAUAUGUUAUCACAUAAUUCUUUUGAUAAAAAAAAAAAUGAAGAUAAUAUAUCACAAGGAAAAAGUCCAUAUCAAGGUUCAAAGGAAAGUUAUUAUAAUAAAAAUAAAGAAAGAAUCUUAUAUAAACAUACAAAUGAUAAAUAUUCAAAAAGACAAAAAAAUAAAAGCAGAAGGACGUCGUCAAAAUAUUCUAACAUAUCUUUUUCUUAUGAUAAUAAAAAAAUAAACAAACGAAAUAAUUACAAUACGAGGAAAAAAAAGAAUUAUAAUUCUAGGAAUAGCAAACUAUCAAGAAAUUCUUAUAUAAGUUCUCCAUCUAGCAAAAAAAGAACAGUAUCGAUAGAUACAUCAACUAAUAGUAACGAUAGUUAUUAUAGUUCAUCAUAUAGAAAUAAAAAAAAAUAUAAAAAUAAAUAUUAUAAUGAACAUAAAUAUAAAGGAUAUAGAAAAGAAGAGAAACAUUCAAAUUUUAGGUAUCAAUAG
Molecule: messenger RNA, 2712 nt
Organism: Plasmodium adleri (nom. inval.)
Lineage: Eukaryota; Apicomplexa; Aconoidasida; Haemosporida; Plasmodiidae
Product: RNA-binding protein, putative
Exons: 1
Coding region: 1-2712 (903 amino acids)
Molecular function (GO): RNA binding
Source: RefSeq, a predicted model, not a curated record